GAGACGCUGUUUAGUCAGAGUUCUAACGGUUCGUCACAGACAGACAGACAGGCAGACAGACAGACAGGCGCAGGUCGCGAGUUUUAAGUUCUUCUUUAUUUGUCCAACAUGAACAGAAUCAUCCUUCAGCUGUUUGCAGUCGCAGUCUGCUUUGCAGUCGGCCAGUCUCUGCGCUGCUACAAAUGCAAACUUGGCUUGUGGUCACUGUGCUUAACCAGUGAAACCACGUGUGAAGCAGGAGAACACUGCUACAGUGGGAUUGGGACAGCAGUCGGCUUCGUGGACGUAAAGAAGAAGGGCUGCCUAAAAGUGGCCGAAUGCAACAAGACGGAACAGGUCACCGUCACGGACAACAACCCCAACGCCACCUUCUACUCCAUGACCAAGACGUGCUGCUCCACCGAUCUGUGCAACGCCGCGCCCGGCCUGCCGGGGGCCUCCGGGGUCAGCCUGGCCUUCGCCACCCUCACUGCUCUGCUUGUGGCCAACGUCCUCGUUUGACAUGGGAUAUAACAAUGGAUCAUGGAUAAGAAAAUGUGUACACACACACACACACACACACACACACACACACAGCACUACCAGGUUUGAAUCAAAUGCCCCCCUGACCCAUGACCUCUGGUUUCUGUAACUUCAGGGCUUCCCCACAUGACCUUUUGUGUUUACUUUUAGCUUUGAUAUAAUAUUGUUCUCACACUAAAUUCAAGUGCCUUGUUUGUAUGAAUCUCUGCCUGAAUAAAAAGCUUAAUGUCCAGGUAUCUCACACUUUGUGCCAAUAGACAUUUUAAUCAAAUGUGAUUAGUCGCAUUUUGUGACGGGAAUAUUUACUACAGCUGGAAGACUAUUAGCUUAGCUUAGCAUAGAGACUGGAGGGGGGCGGCUCUAUUUGGAAAAGUACUGGCAGGAUUAAAUUGAAGUAAUUGACGUGUUCAAAGCUAAUUAGCUGUUCUGUUUUCAGGCUAUGCUGGGCUAAGCUACAUUUCUAGCUGUUUGAUGUUUCACAUAUGCACGGAUCAACCAUUUUGAUUUUCUUACUCGGAAAGUAGAGGAUUCUGUCAGUUGUCGUGUCAAUUAUUCUUCUAGAAGUAAAAACAACAAAAACAUGUUGAAGUGAUUAGCAUUAGCUAGCCAGUGAUAGCAGGCGCAGAUUAGCAGAUCCAGGCUAGCUGUCCUAAGCUGUUUGCUAAGGUUUGUUUUUGAUUAAGUCCAUUUCUAAAUUGUCAAACUAUUCUUUUGUAAUAUUCAAGUGUCAAAACAUGAUUUCAAAGCUUCAAUAAACCUUUGAUUUCUAGUUAUUUCAUUUAUUUGCCUCCGUUUACUGUGUCGCUGACAUUCAAACACCCACUAUCUGUAAAAAUCUUUUUAUUUUCUCUGCUAUAAUUGUAUUUUUAACCGGUCAUAUUUUAAAUACUGGUUUAGAAUCUUCACUGCACAUUACUCAUACGCUGUGGGAUGGAUGCUUUUGUUAGUGUUAUGUAUAUAUAUAUAUAUAUGGGGAAAAUAGGAUGAAUCCAUGAUGUUGUGUUUGAAGAAAAUGAAAUGUAAUCAACAUCACGCCAUUUUGAAAUGAGUCCAGGCUGGUUGUGUAUAGGCUUUGAUUUCAGCAUGAAUCAGAAAUGAUUACAUAUGACUCACUCAUUUCCUGGGAGUUUUUCCAGCUUUCAUAUAAAGCCAUAUAUGUUUUUGCAAUAUUGAUUAUUUUAGGCAAUAAAGAACUUAAACCAUG
Messenger RNA from Solea solea (common sole), 1726 nucleotides. Its product is annotated as sperm acrosome membrane-associated protein 4-like. Gene Ontology annotation, molecular function: transmembrane receptor protein serine/threonine kinase activity. Gene Ontology annotation, cellular component: membrane. The transcript has 3 exons. The record is from RefSeq and is a predicted model, not a curated record. The coding region runs from base 109 to 501 and encodes 130 amino acids. Lineage: Eukaryota; Metazoa; Chordata; Actinopteri; Pleuronectiformes; Soleidae.